AUGUCAUCAAUUUCUAUAGUUUGUCCGUGUUGUCACUGUGGUGACCUGGAGACACCAGAACAACUUUGCGAUCAUGUAUCGACGAUCCACGACAGUCCGGCACCUAUUCAUGAGCAGCUUUUCGACAACAGCAUACAAUUGCAGUCAUGGUUGUCCGAAGUUGAAGACUCUCGCACAGAAGGCGGUUACGUUGGGUCUGAAGAAGGUCCAUCCAGCGAUGACAAGGAAUACUAUCUUCUCUGCCGUCGACGUGUUUCGCCAAUGUUAAAAAGACGUCGGCUGUCAGAUUCUGCACGAUUUAGUGAAGCAGAGGGAAGCAUAGUCUCUUGCACUGCUUUCGUUCAUGUCAUGGAAAGAAUAGACGGUUCGGUGUACGUGAGAUUCUGCUUGGAACAUGCAGGUCACACUCCUUCCGAUCAGCUGAGACAAUCACCGCCUGCCUCGAGAUCUAGAAGAAGGAGAUCGAACCUUAAGCGUUCAUCCCAAAGUAUUAGCGACUCAUUUGUGGAUUUGUCCGAAAACAAUGUCACUUUGAGCCACUUGCAAACAAACGAGUCAACUGGCAGCAAAGACGGCGAGAUGAUUUGUGGUAGUGUUUUCGAGGAUAACAACAACGUUAACACCGUACGGAAGGUUGACCUGGGUCCAGAUGUCGAGUUCGAUACCUCGUCGAUGAAUUCACAAAUCAGUCAAAGACUAGACACAACCACUGAUCGACUUCGAGUUCUAACCCAAGUUCUGGCCGAUUUGGCUGUAGAUAUUCACGCGUUUGAAGAUCGUCAAUGCGCAAUAGCGAUUUGA
Necator americanus (New World hookworm) is the source of this 801-nucleotide messenger RNA. RefSeq lists its product as uncharacterized. Lineage: Eukaryota; Metazoa; Nematoda; Chromadorea; Rhabditida; Ancylostomatidae. The transcript has 8 exons. Bases 1 to 801 code for a protein of 266 amino acids. The record is from RefSeq and is a predicted model, not a curated record.